AUGAAGUUCAACGUUGUCAUCGGCCUGGCCGCCGCUCUCUCUAUGGCUCCUAACGCCGCCGCCUGGAAUCUGCCUCAUUUGGGCGGAGGUCAUUCCCAUGCCACUCCCACUGCUAUGCCCACCGGCCUCCCUUCCGGUUUUGUACCCACUGGUGUUGCUAGCGGCUUCCCUCGGGCAUCUGGACGUCCUCAUGGUCACGGCGGUCACCAAGGUGGCCGUCCUGGCCCUCGCCCCUCCGGUGUUAUUCCCAGCGGCAUACCUGCCGGUGGCGCUAAGCCCAGUGGAUUUGACGACGGCUUCGGCAACGUUCCCACCGGGGUUCCCUCUGGUUUCCCUCCGUCGGGCACUGGCACCAGCCAAGUUCAAGGUGGUAACUUCGACGGCGAUUCUGCUCCCAGUGGCAUGCCAUCUGGCUCCCCUAGCGGCAACUUUGGCGAGGGCGCAACCCCGUCCGGUGCUCCUUCUGGCUUUUCUAAGUCUGACAGUGUUGUCGCCCGCUCUGAAGGUGGCUCCGUCGGUGCCAUGCCUAGUGGUGUUUCUGGCGGAAAGGGCCCCAUGCCCAGCGGUAUUUUUAGCAGUUUUGGUGCUCAGACCAGCGGUGUUUCUGGCAGUUUCAGCCGCGGUGGCGAGUUCCAGCAGGGUGGUGAAUCCCAAAGGAGUGGUCAAUCUCAGCAAGGUGGCCAGCAAUUCAACCGCUUCCACGCUCGCCAGAUCCGCCCUAUCCGGGCAUGA
Molecule: messenger RNA, 732 nt
Organism: Penicillium maclennaniae
Lineage: Eukaryota; Fungi; Ascomycota; Eurotiomycetes; Eurotiales; Aspergillaceae
Exons: 2
Coding region: 1-732 (243 amino acids)
Source: RefSeq, a predicted model, not a curated record